CCCUGCGCGCCGUUCCAUUCAUCGCAAGGAGGAAAGCAGCAAGUACGUGCAGUCACCAGACCUGCUCAGUGUCCCUCUAUUUGGACUUAGACCCCCCGAAGCAGGAAACUCGAUGGGCACCGAGCAAUUAAACAGGGAUUCCACCCUAUUAUGACGUCAGGGGCGUUGUAGCCCCUCCCGCCCUCUAUAAAAGCAGCCCGCGUACCGCAAUCGGCUCAGCAGUUCGGUGGAUAGUUCCAUGGUGCUGAAACUCCUUUUGCCGUUUUUUGCCGGAGCUCCGCGUUGCUUGGGAUCUUUGCUCCGGUCAUGUUUGCCGCGGUCCGCUGCAGCUUCGUGUUGGUCUCCCUUUUCUACUUAAAAGGAUGCGCCCAGAAUUUUGGACAGACUCGGUUUAUCUGCACCUCGGUGCCGGUGGAUAUGGACAUGUGUACCUCUUCUAUGCAGAGCGGCGGUAGCACCGAGGAUAUGAAGACCACAGUGCUACAGCUCCGGGAAACGGUGCUCCAGCAGAAAGAGACCAUUAUGAAUCAGAAAGAAACCAUUAGGGAACUGACCACGAAACUGGGCAGGUGUGAGAGCCAAAGCACUCUAGAAGGAGGCCCUGGUGAAUCUAAAACGGGUGGGGGCUCCAACAGAAAGCAGACCGGCUCUUCCAAAAACACGAUGGGAGAUCUCUCCCGGACUCCAGCUGCUGAAACACUGAGCCAACUUGGGCAAACUUUGCAAUCGCUCAAAAUAAGGCUAGAAAACUUGGAGCAAUUCAGUAGGAUGAAUUCUUCGAGCCAAACCAAUUCCCUGAAGGAUAUACUUCAGAACAACAUUGAUGAUUUAGAAAAGCAAGUGCUCUCUCGAAUUAACAGCCUGGAAGAAGGAAAGUACAACUCCAAGAAUGAGUCUGAAGAAAGAGGGAAAAUAGAAAGCACCUUAACUUCCCUUCACCAAAGGAUCACUGACUUAGAGAAAGGUCAGAAAGAUAAUAGGCCAACAGAUAAAUUUCAGCUGACCUUCCCUUUGAGAACCAAUUACAUGUACGCAAAAGUGAAGAAAAGCUUGCCAGAGAUGUAUGCAUUUACAAUUUGUAUGUGGAUAAAAUCAAAUGCCUCUCCAGGUGUAGGCACACCUUUCUCUUAUGCAGUACCUGGACAAGCCAAUGAAUUGGUACUUAUUGAAUGGGGUAAUAAUCCUAUGGAGAUCCUUAUCAAUGACAAGGUAGCAAAGCUUCCUUUUGUCAUUAAUGAUGGGAAAUGGCACCAUAUCUGCAUUGCAUGGACAACCCGGGAUGGUGUCUGGGAAGCUUAUCAGGAUGGCACCCAACGAGGCAAUGGGGAAAACCUGGCCCCUUAUCACCCGAUAAAACCCCAAGGGGUCCUAGUGUUGGGGCAGGAACAGGAUACACUUGGUGGUGGAUUUGAUGCCACCCAGGCAUUUGUGGGAGAACUGGCCCACUUCAACAUCUGGGACCGAAAGCUCACCCCAGGGGAGGUCUACAACUUGGCUACUUGCAGCACCAAAGCCCUGCCUGGUAGUGUCAUAGCCUGGUCUGAGACUAACAUUGAUAUUUAUGGUGGAGCCACCAAAUGGACAUUUGAAGCCUGCCGUCAGAUCAACUAAAUCUGCCAUUCCUUCCCCAUCCCUCUCCCAGAUCCACUCAACCCUGGGUGAACAGACAUUCUUCUCAUCCAGGAAUGUUUUACAGACAACUUGCCUUCCUUUUUUUUUUCUGUCACUUUCGAAAAUCAUAUUACUUGUCCUGAAGAACCAGUAUUUUAUUGUGGUGGGUGGGGGAGGGAAGACUAGGAAUCUAGGAAAUGUAAAUGGAAUUUCUUGAUACCAUUUUAAGAUCACCGGGAACUUUGCAAACUGGCCAAAAAAAAAAAAAAACCAACCAAGAAGGUUCCUAGCUUUCCUCCCACUGCUUUAUGACGUCACGAGAUGAAUGGUCUGAUUUUUCUGGCUUGCCAACUUCGUUUGAAGCCUGAGUGCCUUUGGGCUGGUGCAACUCUUUCAGCACAUCUGUCUUCAUUUGCAUAUACUUUUAAAAGGUUAUCUCUAUAUAUUCCUACUCUACUCGAUGUCUUUUAAGCAGCCAUUCUCCUCUAGGCAGGUAUUGAUUGAUUGAUUUUUUUUUUUAAAUUGUAUUUACAAUUAGUUUUCCGAGUUAACGGGAUGGCAAAAGCUUUUGAAUGGUGCAUAAGGAGGCUGAAUAAGGAGAAGAGGUGAGGGAAAUGGUUUCUUUUCUUAAAUGGAUCAGGUCCUCUACUGUCCCUCACUGGUGGUGUUCACUACUGGUUAUAGCCAGAAUAGGAUGGAGCCAUCUUUGCCCCUUCAAACGUACAGGUAAGACUCGGGAGAAUUGCCAAGCUGAGGAUCCUGGAUGGCUUGUCCAGGUCUGGGAUAAUAUGUAGGAGCAGCUGUUGCUUAUCCAUGCCGGUGCAGCUGUAAAACAGCCUGUUUUCCUACACUGCCUUUAUUUUGCUUAGAGCCUAAAGGAUCUGCCUCUGUUAGCCAUCAAGCUUAUGUGAAGUCUAGAGAGAGCCAUCGUCCCAGAGACAUUAACUACUGUUUCUUCCAAAGCUCUGUGGCCUGAAGAUGGCAGUGAAUUCCCAAACCCCUUCCAGGGUUGACCUUCCCUUCUCAAUUUCAUAGCCAACUCUUCCCCUCCAAAAACAAUGCAUCUUGGACGUCUAAUGGAAGACUUGACUGAGAAAUGGGAUCAUUUUCCCACCCCUUUGAGACAUUCCACCCCCUUGCUUAACCUCCUUUACUCUAAGAGCCAUAAACCUGAAGGGCUUGUUGUGGGGUGGGGGGAGGAGGGAGGGAGGGACGGGGAGGAACAGGAGUCAGAUCCAAAGUAUGUGAUUACCUUCUGACUUCCAUGGCCAUAUUUGGGAACUGAGAAUUUUGUUUUUAUCAGUAUAAAUGGGGCAUCAUUGCAGGGGGCAGGAUUGCCUAGUACAAUGAGCCUUGCUUGGACUUUUCCCUAAAGGGCCCUGUGUCAGAUGCUGUGUUAAUUUGUUCAAAGGGUUUCCUUUUUGAGAGGUGAAAGGGAACGGUGGGAAGGACCCAUUUCAGCCAAUAGAGCUAAGAAGCCAAGCAAAGGGCUUGUCUUGGUUUUGCUCCAUAAACCCAGAGGAUGGAGGAAGGAAUGGCUGUGUAGCCAUUUCAUGAAUCUGUUUGGAACUAACCCUGUGCUGUACUUUUGAAGCAUACAAGGAAUCCUGGCCUGAAUGUAAGAGUAGAUUCUUCGCAAACCUUUGUGAAAGAUGACAAAGUGCAUUUCUGUUGUAAAAUCCACAGUAUUAAGGGUAUCUUGAAAAGGACCUAAGACUAGGAAGGCAUCUUGGUUGUCUUCUCAGUGGGGAUUGUGCUUUGUUUAGACAAAGGAACCUACUUCCCCUGCGUGCACGCACACACAUCUUCAGUGGCAACUAGUUGCAAUUCAAUGGUGUUCCUUGCUUUGGUUCCCGUUUACGGUACUCUUAGAUUUCCGCAGGCUUCUAGGGAGACAAGGGGUGCACUGCCAUUUCUUGCAUGUUUCAGUAGGAGCAUCAAUUGUGUUUCCUUGAUCUAAUGCUUGCCUCCUUGCAUGGGCUACUGCAGAGCUGUGGGGGCGUUUGCCAAGCAAUAGUUCAUGCUUUAAAAACAAAUCAUUCAAGCACAUUAGUAGAGGUCAGGUGUGGCUGGAGAAAAGGCAGUUAUUCAUGCCGUGUUCUUCCCCCUGAUAAAAGCAUGACCUUAAAAAAAAAACCACAGAAAACCUACCACCUAAAAGACGAGCAAUGAACUUGUUAACAUUCAAAUCAAUGGGGACUGUUUCUUUCAAGCAUGCUCUUAUCCCCAAAUGUUUUGGGAUGUUAGCAUUCUCCAUUCAGCACGGGAGUGAUUCCAAGCAGGUACUGUUUAUGCCUUUCUGCUAUUCAAUGAACAUUGUGCUUUUGGAGCAGACUAACUGAUAUCUGCCGAAGUGCAUGUCCUUGGGGUUGUCCCUUUAGCGCAGUGGUUCUCAACCUGUGGGUCGCGACCCCUUUGGGGGUCGAACGACCCUUUCACAGGGGUCGCCUAAGACCAUCGGAAAACACAUAUUUUCAAUGGUUUUAGGAAUAAUUUUAUGGUUGGGGGUCACCACAACAUGAGGAACUGUAUUAAAGGGUCGCGGCAUUAGGAAGGUUGAGAACCACUGCUUUAGCGUCACUUUGGGGUGGCCUCUUCCAUGCCAGGUUUCCCGGGAAAGAGACGUUCAGCAUCAACGUUGCUUUCCUGGACAUGGACUAGAUAGCAGACCCGCCCUGCCCCAAACCAAGGCUACUACUGCCUAAUACAAUUGAUGUUCCCUCUUGCACUGAAUAAUUCAUGCCUCUCUCAGGUGAUGUCCUUUUAUACAAGCAAAAUGAGCACUAAAAAAGCAGCACGCGUGUUUGCCUGAAAAUAUUGUCUUGACAAUUUCACCACAUUCCUAGGGAGGGUUUUCGCUGGCAAAAACGCCGCCAUGGUUUUGCGCGGAGGGACCCCCGUAUGAGGUGUCCUCUAUUUAGGCAGUCAGUGAAUCCACCUCCUUCUGCCAUUUGAUUCCAAACAUGCAUAAUUAAAAGUCAGUCCUAUUUGCAUCUAAGGAGCCUACUUGCAAAGAAGGCUUAAAGUCACAGAUUAAGUGUGAGAUUAGUUGAGAUAUCGUUUCACCUUCCCUUGAAAGUUUAUCUAUUGUUCGAUAUGUCCAGGCUUUCUGUUUAAACACACACUCACACGCACUCAUGAUCUCUUGUAUAAAAAAAAUAAAAUAAAAAAGAAGUUUACUUAUCAAGAAAAGGGUAUUUUUAUUAGAAAAGAGUAUAUUGAAAAUAAACGGGUAUUCCCUCGAAAAAUACUUUUAAACUACAGAGGAAGGAUAAACAGAACAAGAAAGUUUAUUUUGAAAUAUAUAAUGUUUUAUAUGGUUUCUGUAAAAAAAAGAAAAAGAAAAAGAAAGAAAGAGAGACUUCCUGGUUUGUACGAUUCUAUUGCAGCCCUCAGCCUUUUCAAACAUCUUUCCCUUUUUCUGAACGUGGUCGAGGCAUUUUUCCUUGGCCGUGGGCAAGAAAGGGAGAGGAUCGUAAGACGUGUGAAACCCUUUGGAGUAACUCUAAAGCUGUGGCAAAUGCAAAUGCAAUUGGAUAGGCAGAGAAGCAGCUCAAGGUUAAGGAUGCACUCACACAAGGCUGCCGCUUGUCACAGAGUGAAGAGGGCCGUGCAGCCCUUCACCUGAAAAAGCUACACGAGAGAGCUAAGGGGAAAGAAAGCCCACCUGAACAGACUCACCAAAAGAAGCCCUCUAAAUAGCUUUCUUUUAAAUAGCACCAUACAGCAGCGUUCCUUAUACAGUGCUCUUUUAAGAUGACCAGCCAAAUUGUACCUUGUAAAAUCGAUCUGCUCAUGAAGCUUAUUAGACACCUUCUUCAGUAUAAUCUGGCAAAGGGGAGGAAAAAAAAUCAUAAAACGGUCAACGAACUCAGUCCAAAUUGCAUGCCACUUGCCCUAUAAAGAAAAAAAAAAGGAUAAUGUUACUAUUGUAUAUACUGUACAGUGUGAAAGACAGUAUGUUUCUUGAGUUAUCAUUCUGUUAACCAAAGCUGUAUAUUUUCCUAUCUCUUGCUAUUAGUCUUUAUUGGAUUUUGAAAGAGUUAUUGUUAUACCUGACAUCCAGAGAACACAUCAGCAGUUCUUAAAAUGCACUGUUUCUACUAGUUCUUCAUGCUUUUCCCUCCAUUUUAUUGCUGAAACUACAUGAAUUGUCGAGUUUAUUUUUACACAAUAAAAAAACAAUGAAAGACA
Messenger RNA from Pantherophis guttatus, 5805 nucleotides. It is a transcript of the gene NPTX1, whose product is annotated as neuronal pentraxin 1. Gene Ontology annotation, biological process: axonogenesis involved in innervation. The record is from RefSeq and is a predicted model, not a curated record. Lineage: Eukaryota; Metazoa; Chordata; Lepidosauria; Squamata; Colubridae.